Brenthis ino (lesser marbled fritillary) is the source of this 1155-nucleotide messenger RNA. Lineage: Eukaryota; Metazoa; Arthropoda; Insecta; Lepidoptera; Nymphalidae. The record is from the annotation of a GenBank genome assembly.
AUGCAGGGGCCGGCUGUAUUUAUGGAUAUAUCGCUUGAGGAUCAAGCUCAAGAAUUAAGGCGAUAUUUUAAAAGCUUAGGGGCUGAAAUAUCAGAAGAGAAGUCUCCAAAAGGUAUAGAAGAUGAUUUACACAAAAUUGUUGGAGUAUGUGAUGUUUGUUUUAAAGAAAACAAUGAGGCCGACAUAGAAGCGAUUCUUAACAGUAUUGUCUCUAUAAUGGUUUCUAUCCCCCUGGAAAGAGGUGAAAAUUUGAUCCUUGCAUUCAGCCAAAGGUUAACUAAGGCACCUGGACCUAAACUUGGCAUGGUUUCACUUCAAUCACUAUGGAGACUCUACAACAAUUUGGAAGCUAACUCGCCUCUUAGAUAUCAUGUCUACUAUCAUGUAAUUGAGCUUGCAGCUAGAGUGGGAUCAGUUGGUGAAGUGUUUAAGAGUGUCGAUCAAUUACGAAGAGAGUUUGCUAGCUGUCCACCAUCGAAUGAGCAAAUGCAAAAAUUAUACAGAUUGCUCCAUCUUGUAUUGAAAGAUAAUAACAGUGAACUGGCAUCAAAAGUAAUGAUUGAAUUACUUGGUACAUACACAGAUGAAAAUGCUUCAUACGCAAGAGAAGAUGCUAUUAAAUGCAUAGUGACUGCUUUGGCCGAUCCCAAUUCAUUCUUAUUGGAUCCACUGCUUGCCUUGAAACCUGUUCGUUUCUUAGAAGGGGAACUUAUUCACGAUUUAUUAACUAUCUUUGUAUCAGAGAAGUUGUCGAGCUAUCAGGCAUUCUAUAAGAAUCACAAAGAAUUUGUUCAUUCUCAAGGCUUAAAUCAUGAACAAAACAUAAAGAAAAUGAGGAUACUCUCUUUCAUGCAAAUGGCUGAAUCCAAUCCCGAAAUUUCAUUUGAUGACAUUGUUUCUGAGCUUCAGAUUGAGGAAAAGAAUGUUGAAGCAUUCAUCAUUGAAGUGCUGAAGACACGCCUAGUGCGCGCGCGCAUGGACCAAGCGGCGCGCGCAGUGCGCGUGUCGAGCACGAUGCACCGCACGUUCGGGCGCGCGCAGUGGCAGCAGCUGCGCGACGUGCUGCUCGCGUGGCGCGCCAACGUGCACCACGCGCAGGAGUCUAUGAAGUCCGUGGCCGCCGCGCAGAUUGAGUACAACAAGCAACAGAAGCCG